Erigeron canadensis is the source of this 2662-nucleotide messenger RNA. Its product is annotated as glutamate receptor 3.5-like. The record is from RefSeq and is a predicted model, not a curated record. Gene Ontology annotation, biological process: G protein-coupled receptor signaling pathway. Gene Ontology annotation, cellular component: plasma membrane. The transcript is spliced from 4 exons. NCBI's taxonomy places the organism in Eukaryota, Viridiplantae, Streptophyta, Magnoliopsida, Asterales, Asteraceae. The coding region runs from base 12 to 2552 and encodes 846 amino acids. Gene Ontology annotation, molecular function: glutamate-gated receptor activity; G protein-coupled receptor activity.
CUUUGCAGUUGAUGGAAAAUGAUGUGGUUGCUGUUAUUGGACCACAAUCCUCUGUCGUCGCACACUUAAUUUCUCUCAUUGCAAAUAAUCUUCAGGUACCACUCCUCUCGUUUGCUGCAACAGACCCAACACUUUCUCUUCAAUAUCCUUAUUUUGUCCGCACCACACAAAACGACUACCACCAAAUGUCUGCCAUUAGUGACUUGGUUUUCUAUUUCGAUUGGAAAGGAGUCAUUACCAUAUCUGUUGACGACGAUUAUGGUAGAAAUGGGAUUUUGGCCUUAAGUGAAGCCCUUUACAAGAAACGAGCAAAGAUUUAUCACAAAGCUUCAAUCACUCCAGGUGCAUCUCAAAGUGAGAUCACUGACCUACUAACAAGAAUCAACUUGAUGGAGUGUCGGAUUUAUGUCAUUCACGCAAGUCCUGACUCUGGUCUUGAUAUUUUCACCGUGGCAAAGAAACUCGGGAUGAUAACUAGUGGUUAUGUUUGGAUUACCACGGAUUGGCUUCUGGCGGUUUUGGACUCAAUGGAUGCCCCGGAUGCUAUGUUGAUGGAUAACAUACAAGGGGUUAUCUCUUUUCGACCACACACUGCAGAUUCUGAUCUUAAAAGAACUUUUUCAAAUAAAUGGAAGAGUAUGAAAGACAAACAAACACCAAGCUUUAACGCAUAUGCUCUGUAUGCUUAUGAUUCUGUAUGGUUACUUGCACAUGCUCUCGAUACAUUCUUGAAAUCCAGUGGAAGUAUCACAUUCACUAAUGUUUCUAAACACGAAAACAUGAGUGGAAGUAAAAUUCACCUUUCAGCCCUUAGAAUAUUUAAUGAAGGAGAGAAGCUGCUCAAAACAAUUCUGGCCACAAAUUUCACGGGUUUGACAGGUGAGGUAAAGUUUGACCAUCACAAGAACUUGAUACAUCCGGCUUAUGAUAUCGUAAACAUAGUUGGAACUGGUUUACGAACUAUUGGGUAUUGGUCAAAUUAUAGAGGUCUCUCAAUAACUGUUCCUGAAUCAUUGUAUGGAAAGACGUCAAAAAACUUUACUAGCGAUCAACAUCUUUAUAGUGUCAUUUGGCCUAGUGGAAUGAGUAAAAAGCCUCGGGGAUGGGUCUUUCCCAAUAAUCAAAAGCCUUUGAGAGUUGCUGUGCCGUAUGGCAAUAGUUACAAAGAACUUGCAACAAAAGACAAGUCUCCUCAAGGGGUAAGAGGAUAUUGCAUUGACGUCUUUGAAGCUGCUCUUAACUUACUUCCUUACCCCGUCACUCCAGAGUAUAUUUUAUACGGUGAUGGUCAAAUAAACCCAAGCUAUAACAAUCUUGUUAGAGAUGUUGCAGAAAAUAAGUAUGAUGCUGCAGUUGGUGAUUUUAUUAUCACUGCAGAAAGAAAGAAGUUAGUUGAUUUUACCCGGUCUUACAUGGAAUCUGCACUUGUCAUAGUUGCUCCUGUCAACAAAUCAAAACCCAAUACAUGGGCCUUUCUUAGGCCGUUCACCAUUGAAAUGUGGCUGGUCUCCUUUGGUUUCUUUCUUUUCGUUGGAUUCGUUGUCUGGAUUCUCGAGCAUCGAUUAAAUGAUGAAUUUCGUGGACCACCCAGACGACAAAUUAUCACAGUUUUAUGGUUAGUAUCAAAACGACAAAAUUUAAAAUGGGCUUUUACAUAUGCAGGGGAGAAGACUGUGAGCACUUUCGGACGAUUUGUAUUGCUCUUGUGGUUGUUUGUAGUUUUUAUAAUAACUUCUAGUUAUACAGCUAGCUUAACAUCAAUCCUCACGGUACAACAACUAACUGCAAGCAUUGAAGGGAUAGAUGGCUUGAUAUCAACCAAUGACCCGAUUGGAGUUCAAGAUGGAACUUUUGCUUACAAAUUUUUACUUGAAGAGCUCAAUAUCGCCAAGUCUAGGAUCAAGCUAUUGAAUGAUGAGGUGGAGUAUUUAAAUGCACUUCGCUUAGGUCCACAAGGCGGUGGUGUAGCAGCCGUCAUUGAUGAACUUCCUUAUGUUGAGCUCUUCAUGCGUUACACCAAUUGUGAGUUCAGGAUCGUCGGUCAAGAAUUUACUAAAAGUGGUUGGGGCUUCAAAAUUAGAAUGUUCGACUUCAAAAGUCAAAUUGUCUUGCAGGUAUUCAAAAAAGAUUCUCCUCUAGUAGACGAUCUAUCUACAGCGAUCCUCCAGCUUUCAGAAAACGGAGACCUACAACGAAUCCACGACAAAUGGCUCUCUUCGACUGCUUGCUUGACUCAAACUACCGAAGUUGAAGGAAAAAAUCUGUCGCUAGAAAACUUCUGGGGUCUAUUUCUCAUAUGUGGUGUCGCAUGCUUUCUUUCUAUGAUCAUUUUCUUUGGUAUGAGAUUAUGUGAGUACCGCCAGUUCUACAAUGCUGAUGAAGAACAAACCCGUGAGAUAGUAGAAUGGGACUCAAGAACACGCGACAGCAGAUGGUCCUGCUGUUCAACUAACUUCAAGAAAAUGAUUCAUUUCUUUGAUACAAAAGAGGAAGACAUCAGUCAUACGCUUUCUCGUAACAAGAGUGAACCUACAAUGGACCUGGAAACAUAGCUAGUGGAGUCGUGAUACGCAUACUACCAACGAAGAAGGAGAACAGAUCGAUUAAACUUUAUACUAGUACUAUUUAAAAUAUUACGUUUAGUUAGAAAAGUUGUAGUUGA